Molecule: messenger RNA, 1836 nt
Organism: Drosophila guanche
Lineage: Eukaryota; Metazoa; Arthropoda; Insecta; Diptera; Drosophilidae
Exons: 1
Coding region: 1-1836 (611 amino acids)
Source: RefSeq, a predicted model, not a curated record
AUGGACACGGGACCCAAAAUUGAAAAUGCUUACUUUGUGAACAACGAGGGCUGCAAAAUGAUUGCACUGGAUGUGACGAGCCCCGAGAUACAGGGCCACAUGACCAAGCCACCUGGAGAGUACACGUGUGACGAUGAAACCUGGUUCGGUGCGAAUCUCCGGAAUGGCAACUGGUACCUGGAGCUGAUGCGCGACAUUGAUCAGAUCCUGAUUGAGCACAACAUCGAGAGUGAAACUAGCAUAGAGUGCGAGUACGAUCGAUUCGAUGGGAAGAGCGACAGUCAACUUGAGCACUACAGACCGGUUAUAUUCAAUCUGACACAUCCAUACCGCUGGGAGGUGGGACCGGCCAUUUAUCUACGUGUCUUUUGCUACAAUUCCAAGAAACUACUCCACGAAGAUGUGCAUUUCUUCAUUCAACCACCGCCGCAAGAAUUACUUGUGAAACCAAACAGCUUGAAGAAAUGGGGAAAAGCCAAUAUAGCUGAACCCGAAGAGCCGCUUAUUUCGGUGAUGAUCCUGGGAUUGGAUAGUGUUUCCCAUCUGAACUUUCUGCGCCAAAUGCCACGUACUGCUUACUAUAUACGCAAUGAAAUGUCUCACGUGGAAUUUUGGGGCUACAACAAGGUCGGUUUGAAUUCCUUUCCGAAUCUGAUUGCCAUGUUGACGGGUCAGAGUGAGGAGGAGAAUGAAAAUUAUUGGAAGCCCCAAAAGCGCAUGGACGAUUGCCCUGUGAUUUGGAAGGACUUUAAGCAGGCUGGCUAUAAUACAACCUUGGGUGAAGAUUAUCCUGAAUACAGUCUGUUUAACUUCUUGAAGCCUGGAUUCGCCUCAAUGCCAACUGAUCAUUAUCUGCGUCCAGUAGUGAAUACCAUGUUGAGGGUCUUUAGCACAGAGUCCAUUGCCUGGUGCUCGGCUGGCCGCACACUCACGGAUAUUUUGCUGGAGAUGGUUGAGAGCCUGCUGCCCCACAUGCAAAGGCAUCCCUUCUUCUCGUACUUUUGGUGGGGCCAGGGCUUCCAUGACUACUUCAAUUUUCCUUCCUUAGUCGAUCAGCGCUUUGCGGGGCUAUUGAGGCAUCUGCAUGAUACAGGAAUCACCAACAAUACCUUUAUAUUCUUCAUGUCGGAUCAUGGCUCGCACUGGGGCUCGUUCCGGAAGACCUUUCAGGGUAUGCUGGAGGACAAUCAACCCAUGCUGUUCACGCUCUACCCAAAGUGGAUGAAGGAACGCUAUCCGCUGGCCAUCAAGAACCUGGAGAGCAAUAGCCACAGUCUGAUUACGACAUACGACAUCUACGAGACCAUGAGGGACCUCCUCCACCUGGAUUCAUUGCAGGAGAGUCGCCUCAAGCAGAAGUCAAGUCUCUUAUGGAAGAAGCGCGGUUCUGAAACACCCCGUGGCGUCAGCCUCUUCCUGCCAGUGCCCACGUGGCGCACUUGCAACACCUCCAACAUCCCCGUCAUACAUUGUUUGUGCCACGAGCUGAAACCUGUGCAGGUGAAUGCUCGAGAAGUGCAGCUUGCCGCCGGCAAAGCAGUUCUGUCGAUCAAUAAGCUGCUCGAAACCUAUCAGAUGUGUCAUCAGCUCCAGCUCAAGAACGUUGUUAGCGCCUACUCAUCGACCCCUCAUAUGACACAAGAACAUGAUAUGAGGGACAUCACUGUGCGCUUCCAAACGAUUCCAGGCGAUGCUUACUUUGAGUCCACCUACCGGAUGACGGGUGGUGUAUUAUCCCUGGCUGGAGAUAUCCUCCGCAUCGAUGAUACUAGCAACUCCAACAGUAACUGUAUUAGCGAGCUCGAGCUGGAACCCUACUGCUAUUGUGCAUUUUAA